AGAAAAAACUUCCUAUGCCAGUGUUGUGGAUUGCGAAAAUAAAAUAUCAGCUGAGCUACCAUUUUCGCGAACAGCUGCUGCGUCAUUUCUAGAUAUUUCCCUGCACCGUAAAUCACAACUACAAAUUUUAAACUAACCAGAUUCCUUAUACAGAAUAGCCUCCCAGAUUGAUUGUAUUUCAUUUUCCUCGGAGACAAAGGCAAGCAUAAUGUCAGUACGCCACGAUUGGUAUCAAUCGGAAUCAAAGGUGGUUAUAACGGUGUUACUCAAGAACGCCACAGAAAAGAACUACGCGGUUAAAAUUGGGCCAAAACAAAUACAUAUGACUGCCGAUGGAUACGAGCUAACGUUGUCAUUGCUCCAUCCAAUUGUUGUGGAGCGUUCUUCACACAAAGCCUUCCCAUCGAAGGUCGAGAUAACACUGGCCAAGGAGACUGGCGAGCGAUGGCAAAGUCUUGAGCAAAAACCCAUCUUAGUUGCACCUACAAUACAAACGAAGAACUGGGAUCGCUUACUUAACGAAGAGGAGAAGGCGGAAGAGAAGGACGCCAAGGGCGAGGAGGCGUUGAACCAGCUUUUCAAGAAAAUAUACAGCUCAUCUUCGCCAGAAGUUCAAAAGGCCAUGAACAAAUCUUUCUCUGAAUCUGGUGGCACUGUGCUCAGCACAAACUGGUCUGAGGUAUCCAAAGAGAAAGUCACUGUAAAACCACCGGAAGGCACUGAAUUCCGCGAAUGGGAAAAGUAGUCCGGUGCAACGAAGUAAAUUAAGGAGUUUUGCAUAAUUGCAUUCGUACAUACAUACAUACAAAUAUACAUAAAUUGCAUACUGAAUUGAUAAACACAUUAAACUCAGAAACGUUAUUAACAAAGGACUAACUUAUCCACAUUUGGUUAAAUAAAUUUGAGCAAUGAAUUUGUGAAAAAUAU
Messenger RNA from Scaptodrosophila lebanonensis, 927 nucleotides. It is a transcript of the gene Sgt1, whose product is annotated as protein SGT1 homolog. Bases 209 to 745 code for a protein of 178 amino acids. Gene Ontology annotation, biological process: protein stabilization. The transcript has a single exon. The record is from RefSeq and is a predicted model, not a curated record. NCBI's taxonomy places the organism in Eukaryota, Metazoa, Arthropoda, Insecta, Diptera, Drosophilidae. Gene Ontology annotation, molecular function: protein-folding chaperone binding.